CGGGGGUGCGGGGCGGUCGGGGGCAACGCACCCAACACGCUCGCCACCUGCCGCCAGUGCCCCGCGCGCCGCGCAAGUCAUCGAACGUGCUCACCACACAAAAAGCGCGCGAAACCAAAAUGGCCGACAACGUCGUGUUCCCUCGCAAAUUACUAACAAGAUUCAUCACUUUGUACAAAGACCAGCCUUGCUUAUGGGACAAAACUUGUCAAGCGUACAAAUUAAAGCGAAAAAGGAAUGAAGCGAUCACAAAAUUAACAGAACUUGUUCAAGAAUUCGACCCGGCGGCCACUAAAGUGCACAUUUUGCGGAAGAUUGAGAGUUUGCGGGCAUGCGUGCGGCGGGAAUUUAAAAAAGUUCAAAACAGUCGAGCAAAGGCCACGAGCCCGGACCAGAUUUAUGUGCCGCACUUGUGGUAUUAUGACAUGUUUACAUUCGUGUUCGGAGAGAACGGGAACAACGUUAAAACGAAGCCGGGUUCGCCGGCGGCAUCAACUGGACAAAUGAGGAAUCAGAUGAAGACCAGCCAGAAGAAGAGAGCUACGAGCAGACAGGCAACUAUGCGGCGGAGUACAAUGUAGAAACUAGCAUGAUAGAUGACUCCAGACAGUAUUAUGAGGACACGAAGAAGAGGACUGAAGUCGACGACGAGUAUGAUGCGAUAGGUAUAAACGUAGCAGCAAAAUUAAGGACCCUGCCACAAAACAUGCGGAUACUAGCCGAGAAGCUGAUCAACGAUGUCCUCUUCCAAGCACAAAUGCACGGACUCAGUUCAUCUACCGUCAUAAGUACUCCUGAUCCUUUCAAAUAACUCCUUAAUAGGUGUUAAAACAAUGCUACACUGCAUUGUUUCAUAGGUUUAGCGAUUAAAUUGUAAAAAUUGACUAUAGAGAAAUCAAGGAAUAAAUAAUUACUUUGUAUUCGUUCUAUAAUUGUUACGCCCUAACGUAUCGGCCCUACAUUGUAACUAUGAAUCGGAUACAAUGUUUUGUAGCGGAAAGUAAUACAUUCUUUAUCACAUAAUACUAAUAUUUAAAGUUAAUUAAGUUGCGCUGGCGUUUGUUGCAAAAAUAGGUUAAAUUUGCCUGGACUUUAAUGAAAUGAAAAU
This is a messenger RNA of Leguminivora glycinivorella, 1108 nucleotides long. RefSeq lists its product as uncharacterized. The record is from RefSeq and is a predicted model, not a curated record. The transcript is spliced from 3 exons. NCBI's taxonomy places the organism in Eukaryota, Metazoa, Arthropoda, Insecta, Lepidoptera, Tortricidae. Bases 590 to 811 code for a protein of 73 amino acids.